CCGGCACGCCAAGAUGGCGGUGGGCGGCGUGGCGCUCGGGCUGGCCGUAGGGCUGGCGGCGCUGGUGGCGGUGCUGCUGUGGCGGCGGCGGGCGGUGGCGGUGGCGGGGUGGGUGUGCGUGGCGGUGCUGGGCGACCUGGGCCGCAGCCCGCGGAUGCAGUACCACGCGCUGUCGCUGGCCCGGCACGGACGCGACGUUUCGCUGCUGGGCUACCUCCAGAGCGUGCCGCACGGCGACGUGCUGCGCAGCGACAGGAUCCGGCUGGUGCCCGUGCGGGAGCUGCGGGGGCUGCGAGUUGGUCCGAAGCUUUUCCAGUAUGGCAUAAAGGUCAUUGUGCAGGCAGCGCAGCUACUGUACACGAUGCUAACGAUAGAUCGGCCGGCCUAUAUUCUUCUUCAGAAUCCUCCAGGCUUACCUGCUAUAGCUGUUGCCUGGGUAGCAUGCCUUUUCUGGAGAAGCAAACUGAUAAUUGAUUGGCACAACUAUGGAUAUACUAUAAUGAGCCUGAGUCAUGGAAGGAAUCACCCAUUAGUACAAAUUGCAAAAUGGUAUGAAAAGCUCUUUGGGCGUUUGUCUGACUAUAACUUGUGUGUCACUAAUGCAAUGAAAGAAGAUCUGUGGGUGAAUUGCAAUAUAAAGGCAGUAACGCUCUAUGACAAGCCAGCUUCUUACUUUAAGGAAACACCAUUAGAAAUUCAGCAUCAUUUGUACAUGAAACUUGCCAAAGACUAUGAGCCUUUUAAACCACGGUGUGUUACAGAGUCUGUCAGUUUGAGUGCUGAGAGAUCUGCCUUUACAGAAAUGGAUGAAGGAAAUGGACAUGUGAUGAAAACCAGAGGACGGCCAGCUCUUCUAAUCAGCAGCACAAGCUGGACAGAGGAUGAAGACUUUUCAGUCCUUUUAAAAGCCUUAGAAGAUUAUGAGCAGUAUAUCAACGAGGGAGUCAAGCUUCCGUCUUUAGUAUGUGUGAUAACAGGUAAAGGACCUCUAAAAGACUACUACAAUGGACUGAUAAAUAAACUGCACUUUAAACAUAUCCAGAUCUGUACGCCAUGGCUUGAAGCUGAGGACUACCCUCUCUUGCUUGGCUCAGCAGACCUGGGGGUGUGUCUCCAUAAAUCAUCUAGUGGUUUGGAUUUACCCAUGAAGGUGGUAGAUAUGUUUGGCUGUUGUUUACCUGUGUGUGCAAUACAUUUUGAAUGUUUACAUGAACUUGUGAAACACAAUGAAAAUGGUCUGAUAUUCAGGGACUCGAGUGAACUUGCAGAACAGCUAAAGAUGCUUUUCUUGGAAUUUCCUACACUGGAAGGCAAACUUCACAACUUCAGAAAAAACCUCCGUGCAUCCAAGCAGCUGCGCUGGGAUGAGAGCUGGGACCAGACUGUUCUUCCUUUGCUUGGGCAGAAUGAAUGACUGUUUGUGGGGGGGGAGGGUGUCAAAAAAGCUAAUACAUUCCUGGAGCUGUAUAGGUUUGAUAAAUUGUUAAUAAACACUUUGUAUUGUCUAUA
This is a messenger RNA of Falco peregrinus (peregrine falcon), 1509 nucleotides long. It is a transcript of the gene ALG1, whose product is annotated as ALG1 chitobiosyldiphosphodolichol beta-mannosyltransferase. The transcript is spliced from 13 exons. Lineage: Eukaryota; Metazoa; Chordata; Aves; Falconiformes; Falconidae. Gene Ontology annotation, cellular component: endoplasmic reticulum. The record is from RefSeq and is a predicted model, not a curated record. Gene Ontology annotation, molecular function: mannosyltransferase activity. The coding region runs from base 14 to 1414 and encodes 466 amino acids.